AAGGAGAGCACCAUGAGUGCCGAGGAGGACUACAUGGCCGAUGCCAAGACGAUUGUCAACGUCCAGACCAUGUUCAGGCUCUUCCCCAGCCUCAGCAUUAUCACAGAGCUGACCCACCCCUCCAACAUGAGAUUCAUGCAGUUCAGAGCAAAGGACAGUUACUCUCUGGCCCUUUCCAAGCUAGAAAAGAGAGAGCGAGAGAAUGGCUCCAACCUGGCCUUCAUGUUCCGGCUGCCCUUUGCAGCAGGGAGGGUCUUCAGCAUCAGCAUGUUGGACACGCUGCUCUACCAGUCGUUCGUGAAGGAUUACAUGAUCACCAUCACUCGGCUGCUGCUGGGCCUCGACACCACGCCGGGCUCCGGGUACCUCUGUGCGAUGAAGAUCACCGAGGAUGACCUGUGGAUCCGGACGUACGGCCGCCUCUUCCAGAAGCUCUGCUCCUCCAGUGCCGAGAUUCCCAUCGGCAUCUACAGGACGGAGUCGCACAUGUUCGCAACCUCCGAGCCCCACGACAUCAGAGCGCAGGUGAGUGCCACUUGUCUCCAGCCUCGGGCGCUGCCUCCCUGUCCCCCUACCCUGGGGCUGAUCCCUGGGUGGCUCUGGCCACUGAGAGCCACCCUGUGCUUUGUGCCAGUCCUCAGCCCCGGUGCCAGCACAGCCCUGCCCGUCCCCAUGGAAGGGAGAUAUUGACUGAGCCUCAGCGCUCU
Cyanistes caeruleus (blue tit) is the source of this 707-nucleotide messenger RNA. The record is from RefSeq and is a predicted model, not a curated record. Lineage: Eukaryota; Metazoa; Chordata; Aves; Passeriformes; Paridae.